Messenger RNA from Rhodotorula toruloides NP11, 1008 nucleotides. RefSeq names its product alpha/beta hydrolase, epoxide hydrolase-like protein. The transcript is spliced from 7 exons. NCBI's taxonomy places the organism in Eukaryota, Fungi, Basidiomycota, Microbotryomycetes, Sporidiobolales, Sporidiobolaceae. Bases 1 to 1008 code for a protein of 335 amino acids. Gene Ontology annotation, molecular function: catalytic activity. The record is from RefSeq and is a predicted model, not a curated record.
AUGCCCGCUACUGCUGCUCCAGACCCUCUGGCCAACUCGCCGGCUCAGGACCUCCCCGAAACCAUCUUCCCCGGCGACAACCUCGUUCGUCGAGGGUGGUGCACGGUCGCGAACGACAAGGCGAGGGCUCCAGCGCCUCAUAAGCUGUACUACGAACUCCAUGGCCAGGACGAGCCGACGAGCUAUCGCAUGGUGUUUACGAUGGGUUUGAACAACUCGUCGUUCGCCUGGCACAACCAAGUCUCGCACUUUGCCCGACUGUCCGGCUACUCAUGCCUGGUCUUCGACAACCGCGGCGUGGGCUGGAGCGAUACGCCGCCUGGUGCAUACUCGACUAGCGAGAUGGCGAAGGAUGUGGAGGAGCUGCUCGACUUUAUCGGGUGGAAGGAGGAGCGGAGCAUCAACCUGGUCGGUGUGAGCAUGGGCGGCAUGAUUGCGCAGGAGCUGGCCCUCCUCAUCCCCAAGCGCAUCCGUGCCCUCCUCCUCACCUCUACCCGCUCCGGCUCUCGCUUCGAUCCGCCCUCCCUGAAGGCCAUCAACAUGUUCGGCAGACUCACGACUGGCCUCGCCAAGACGCCCGAAGAGCAGGUUCGACUCGUCGCCAACACGUUGUUUCCGGAGGAGUGGUUGAAGGGCAUUGUCGAGGAGGAUGGCGAGUGGAAGGGCAAGACACGGAGAGAAAUGAUUGAGGCGGACUUCCUCCACCGGUACCACAUCGGCCGACGCCAAACGCUCGGCGGACGACUAGGCCAACUCGCUGCGGUCUUUAAGCACCACGUCUCGCCUGAACGCCUCGCCCUAAUCGCCGAGCAGAUCCCUCGAGUCGCCAUCAUACACGGCACCGAAGACAACUUGAUCCGAGUACAGCGUGCGCACGAGCUGCACAAAGACCUGCCUGGCUCGCAUCUCAAGAUCGUGGAAGGCGGGGGACACGCUCUGCCGAGUCAGAUCAAGAAGGAGUAUAACGCAUGGCUGAGCGAGCAUGUCGAGCGAGAGGAGGCGAAGUAG